Molecule: messenger RNA, 273 nt
Organism: Hydatigera taeniaeformis
Lineage: Eukaryota; Metazoa; Platyhelminthes; Cestoda; Cyclophyllidea; Taeniidae
Source: the annotation of a GenBank genome assembly
AUGUUGGACCGCGCUCUUUGUUUCUCCCUGCGCCACGGUCGCAGCGAUGUUGACUUAGUUCAUCGAGACGUCGAGUUUGGCAUCAUCCUCCUCCACUCAAACGCGGAACACCGCAGCCUUUGUGAUCUUUAUCGACACCCUCCCGAGGCUUCCACCACUGCUACCGUUUUUGAUGGCUGGGCUCCCGGUGACAUGCUUCAGUGCUUCCGCAUUGUCCAACGCCCUCAAUCACUGGAGUGGCACAUCGACUGCCCUCCCACCUCCGACAAUUGA